AUGAGCUUCUCACUCUCAUUCUCUGAGCUGGUCAACAUUGCCAUCCCGCAGUAUGGUGUGGUGAACUUCAAGGCCCUGCAACUGGUGCUCCAUGGCAUCCUGGAGCACAUCAACAUGGCUGAGCUCAAGAAGGUCCUCACAGGGGAGGAGGACUUCCUCCAGACCUCACCGAGAAUGUCCAUGUCCCGGGAAGGAGAUGGUCAGCCCAUCAUCCACCCCCUGAAGAGGCUGAGCAACGUCUUCGAUCACGUGAUGAGCCGUCUCGAGAAGGUGGAGAGCCAGCUGACCGUACUGCAAGAGAUGCCUUCCACCACCGUGCUGCUGGAAGGCAGCCAAGGGACCAACCGGCCUGCCCAGGAACUGUGGCAGAUGAUAAAGCUCCGGAAGAUGGUGGAGGGCAAUGAAGAAGCCUUAGAUAAGACUAUGAAGACCAUGCAGGAUUUGCUUACCGACAUUAAUACACUCAAGUCUGUCACUGAAACCCUCAGGAAGGAUGUGGACAUACUGAAGGACAUGUGGAGUAAGAUACACCCGGAACGCAUGAGCAAUUUCCUUGAUGAUUUAAAAGCACAGACCCGGAAGAUAAAUGUGAUGCAGCGGGAUGUGACUAUUCUCCAGAACAAGAUUGGCGCCAUCCCCAAACCUGAAGACAUGGUACUCUGGAGUAGCCUCCAUGAGGCCUUGUUCACCUCGGUAACUGUUCAACAGGGAGCUGUUUCAGAACAGCUGGAAGAGUCUGACAUGUGGAAAGUUACAGAGAAGCUCCCAGAGCCUGAUCUUGCCCAGACCACCAUGAUUCUCGAAAGUGGUGGCCCCAGCCAGAUCUCAGAGGCCAUCCAACUCCCCAAGUCCUUGGAUACUGGUUGGCAAGUACAGGAGGAGGAGUCUGCCCUCCAAGUUCCUCUCACAGGGGCCCAGGAGUUGGGCCAGCCUCAGGUGCCCGAGCCUGAGCAAGCACCCGGGCCUGGACCUGCGCCAGAGGCUGAGUCUAUGCCUGGCAUUGUACCCAUACUAGGGCACAAUGUGACACCUGGGUUCAUACUACCACCUUGGCCUAGGUUCAGACCAAGGACUAUGGCCAGACCUGGGCCUGCAUUUGGACCUGGGCCUGCAUUUGGACCUGGGCCUGCAUUUGGACCUGGGCCUGCAUUUGGACCUGGGCCUGCAUUUGGACCUGGGCCUGCAUUUGGACCUGGGCCUGCAUUUGGACCUGGGCCUGCAUUUGGACCUGCCCCUGGACCUGCGUAUGGACCUGAGUCUCCAUAUGUACCUGGGCCUGCCCCUGAACCCACACCCCCUGGGCCUGGGCCUGAGUUUGGACCUGGGCCUGCCCCUUAUGGACCUGGGCCUGCCCCUUAUGGACCUGGGCCUGCCCCUUAUGGACCUGGGCCUGCCCCUUAUGGACCUGGGCCUGCCCCUUAUGGACCUGGGGCUGCCCCUUAUGGACCUGGGCCUGCCCCUUAUGGACCUGGGCCUGCCCCUUAUGGACCUGGGCCUGCCCCUUCUGGACCUGGGCCUGCCCCUUCGUCCGCACCACCAGGAUAUUGGCAUAUGCUGUCAAGAGCCGUGCUUCCUCCCAGAGGCUUGCCUGGACGUUUCCCUUUCUGGGCUUUCCAGCCUGGCGCAGGCCAAUUGGACACCCAGGGUUUCAGAGCCCCACCACCAGCCAUGGAGCCUGGCUCAGCCUGGCCUUAUCCACUGCAGCCACAGGCAGAAAUGCAGCAUCUCCAAUCUAUCUCAGAAGGUAUGGAAGAAGAUCAUUUACAGGAUGAAACCCCUGCUGCUGAGACCUCCAAAGAAUUACACCCUAGGAAUGCCCGGACCGCCCUUCAUCGGAUGAAAACUACCGCUGCCAUCGCAGCUGCUGCCGCCGCCGCUUAUGCGGCCGCCGCGAGCUCAGCAGCCCGGGCAGCCGAGAACGCAGCCCUGGUCGUCCAGGAUGCCCCCGCCACCAAACUGGCCACUGUGGCAACAAGCGUGGCCGCAGCUGGGCCCUUAGGGGUCUUUGCAGAUGUUGUGGGUGCUGGGGCUUCCCGUGGGGCCAUACCCUCCAUUGAUGAGAGCGAGGUGGGCUAUGAAACGUUACUCACCUCUUCGUAUGCUGGUCCCUUCGUCACUCCUGAAACUGACCUGUCCCAGGCCAUGCUGAUAGCCAAACAGGCUGUAACCCCGGAAGACAAGAAGGCGGCCGUCAAGUAUUCCAUGAGCCACAUAGCCCAGAUACCCAUUAGACAGGACUCCCUGAAAGAAGAGCUUGACCAGCUGUCAUCCAGCAUGCAUCAUCACAUGGCUCAUCUAGCUGAUAUAGAAAGCUCUUCCAAGCUUGAGUUGACAGUGGACAUGCUGCAAGAAAAGAUUGGAAGCCUCCAGAAAUCCAGGUUACAGGAGGAGGAAUUCGAGAAAAUUUGGGGCCACCAAAUAUUGAUGAUGAAGGAACAUUACGUCAUUCUGGACAGAGCAGUGGAAAAGAUCUAUAAUCGCCUGGAGGAGCUUAAGAUUCUCCAGUCUCAAGUAAAAAACCUAGAAUCGCUCAAGGCAGACAAACUUGCAAUGGAGCAGGAGUUAAGAGAGAAAGCUGACAGGAGCACCCUGGCAGCCAAGGCAAGCCGGGUUGAUCUGGAGAGGAUGGCAAUGGACCUGAACGAGAUGAUUCAGGGUGUACUAUUGAGGAUCGUGACCCAAGAGGAGAACUGGAAGAAGACUAUGGAUCAGCUCAACAAGGACAUGGGCAGCAGGAUGAUCAGCAAGGAUUUGGACAAUCUAAAGAAAGACAUAAAUGAGGUCUGGCUAGUAGUCAGAGAGCUGCUAAUUGAAGGCCUCCGAUUCGACCCUGAUAGUGCUGCCGGCUUUAGGAAGAAACUGUUUGAGCGGGUGAAAUGCAUUUCCUGUGACCGGCCGGUGGAGAUGAUGACUGGCCCACAUCUCAUCACCAUCCGCAAAGCCCACAUGCUGUCCAAGCUGCAGCUUCGGCCAUCUAGUGCCAACAGCUACGAGUAUCUGCAGCGGCAACAGAUGAGGGAACAGCAGCAGCUCCAGAAGCUCCAGAGGCUCCAGCAGCUCCAGAGCCUUCCAGACCAGGACUGGCAUGGCGGCCCUGGGGAUGAUGCCAACCUCAAGAUCAAGUCAUAUGACUUCACAACACUCUAUCCCUAUGGGGACCCCGACGUAUUGGACUAUGAUACCGCCGAGGUGGACAUCCUGGGAGUGGAUGGGAUCCUGUACAAGGGCCGAAUGGAGAGCCAGGAAGGGGCACGACCACUGACCAGCACGGAGAAGGACCUGACUGCUGUGAAGGGUCCACGUCCCCCAACUCGAAACAUAUAUGAGCGCCUUGAUGUCAUCUGCCCCCCCCUGCGCUCCAAUGCCAGCAUCCGCCCAGAGACUUCAGGCUCCCACUCAACGACACAAGCUCAGACUCCAUCUCUGCCACCCUUGACAUUGCUGCCUCCGCUGAUACCAAACCUGCAGGACCCCCAGCAGGCCUCAGCGUCCACCAGGCAUCCAAGGCCUCAGCGCCUCUAG
Molecule: messenger RNA, 3522 nt
Organism: Pipistrellus nathusii (Nathusius's pipistrelle)
Lineage: Eukaryota; Metazoa; Chordata; Mammalia; Chiroptera; Vespertilionidae
Source: the annotation of a GenBank genome assembly